This is a messenger RNA of Hemiscyllium ocellatum (epaulette shark), 4318 nucleotides long. It is a transcript of the gene ppp1r8a, whose product is annotated as protein phosphatase 1, regulatory subunit 8a. The transcript has 7 exons. The coding region runs from base 52 to 1098 and encodes 348 amino acids. Gene Ontology annotation, molecular function: protein serine/threonine phosphatase inhibitor activity; mRNA binding; protein binding. Gene Ontology annotation, cellular component: nuclear speck. The record is from RefSeq and is a predicted model, not a curated record. NCBI's taxonomy places the organism in Eukaryota, Metazoa, Chordata, Chondrichthyes, Orectolobiformes, Hemiscylliidae.
GCCCACUCGGUUACCCAGAAUCCGGUGCGGCCUCGUAUCGAUGUGAUUCAAAUGCAGGCGAUCCAGCUCAAACCCGUCUUUGAUUGUCCGUCAUGGGCAGGGAAACCACCACCAGGACUUCAUUUGGAUGUUGUGAAAGGAGACAAACUAGUAGAGAAACUCAUCAUUGAUGAGAAAAAAUACUACCUCUUUGGAAGAAACCCUGACAUUUGUGAUUUUACCAUUGACCAUCAAUCAUGUUCAAGAGUCCACGCUGCUUUGGUCUAUCACAAACAUUUGAAAAGAGUUUUCAUCAUCGAUUUGAACAGCACUCAUGGUACGUAUCUAGGGCGUCUUCGUUUGGAGCCCCACAAACCACAGCAGGUUCCCAUAGACUCCACGUUGUCAUUUGGAGCCUCAACACGAGCGUAUACACUACGCGAAAAACCACAGACAAUGCCAUCCACAAUCAAGGGUGAUGAAAUUGCAGUGGAAGAUGAUGAACUGAAGGGACUGCUGGGUUUACCUGAAGAAGAGACAGAACUAGAUAAUUUGACAGAAUUCAACACAGCUCAUAACAAAAGAAUAUCUACACUGACAAUUGAAGAAGGAAAUCUGGAAAUACAGAGGCCAAAACGUAAAAGAAAGAGCUACCGUGUAUCAUUCAGUGAUGAUGAAGAAAUAAUAAAUCCGGAGGAUGUUGAUCCUUCAGUGGGUCGCUUCAGAAAUAUGGUUCAAACAGCAGUGGUGCCACUCAAGAAAAAGAAGACAGAGAGUCCCAGUUCACUAAGUCUGGAAGAUGGAGUUGCUAGGCGUAUGCAGAAUUUCCCAUUCAACGCUAGUUUAUAUGGUGGCCUCCCUCCAACUAGUGGUGAUUCUUCUUCUCAGCUACAUGGUAAUACAAUGGGAACCGCAAUGAUAGGAGGACUGCCUAUGCCAUUUCCAAAUCCAGCUCCAGAGGUGGACUUGGCACCAGCAGUUGUACCAGCAGCUGUGACUAUAAACCCUGUUCCCAACACUGGUGUGUUCAAUGCAGAAUCUGUUAACGAACCGAAGAAAAAGAAAUAUGCUAAGGAGGCCUGGCCUGGCAAGAAACCUACUCCAUCAUUGCUUAUUUGAUGAUUUUGUUCUUUUUUCAAAAAAAUAAAGUCACCUAGGAUUUGAGGACCGAGAGGGGCUUUCUUUUAAUUCUGUUAAUAUGCCUAAAAUUUAUAUGAGCUUUGUACAGAUGUUUGUACAGUUGUGUAAUAGAUUCACAGCCUUUCAACAUUACUGUUACUGCUUUUUACCUCUAACCUGUAUUUCAGUGUAAAUUACAAACAGCAUUGCCAGUUGUUGGACUAAAAUCACAAACUAUUUUUCUGCCACAUGUGCUUUGUUUCAGUGAGUAGAAUUAUACAUGAGGGGCUCUACGUUUUUAUAUUGGGCUUUUUAGAUAAACAGUGCUCUGCUUUCUCUACUUAUGAUUAAAACAAGUCAUUUAUUACUGCUUAGACACACUCUGAAACUGUAAUUUUCAUGCUCCCAGGACUUUGUAAAGCAGAAUUUCAGCACUUAGCAUAUUACACUUACAUGUGCUAAGUAUAACGAAGUUAUGGCAAGUCAAAUUACCUUCCCCAUUUUUUUCAUUUACUUCAGUGAGUUAGUGAAUAAUCUCUAAUUGGUUUCCACAGGUAUGGUUUGGUACAUUUUGAUCGCUGCAUGACUUGCAAUAAAACUGGUUGGUUACAAUAUUUUGUAGCCACCAAUUUUCAGAACAUAGUUUUUCAAAUUACUCUGAAGAGAAAUCCAUUCUUGAGUCAAGUAAUUUUCUUGUGAAGCUUUAUUUUUUAACUUGUUGUGAAAUGAAGUCAUUGUGACAUUUUUGCGUUUAUUAUGGAAAUCAGUUGUGAAAUUAAAACCUCUCAAAUAUUUAAAGACAAAGUUCUGCAGACGUUACCUGCAUUGGUGGAUGCUAAAAGAUUUGACAUUACAUUCAAACUGUUCAGCUUUUUAAAUACAUUUUGGCUGUCGCAAGUGUGCCUUUUUGUGUCGAGCGAUGAUGAAUUAAUCUGUGGAGAAAGUUCAUCUUUUGGUGUUCUGUGUGGGGCUAGGAUAUGUUGCUAGCUUUUUCAUUUUAAAAUCAGUAUGUAUGAAAUGCAGAUCAAAUGGUCAGAGGUCUAAAGUAUAUAAUAGCUAGAGGUCACUAUCUAGCCUGAUGUUCUGAGAGAAAUGCUGUAUCGUUAAAAAUACAAUCUUCUUGAUGGGAUAUUAAAUCAAGCACUUGAUUUUCCUCCCAGGUGUAUAUGAAAAAUCUCAUUGCACUAUUCCAAAAGGCAUAGGGGAAAUGGUAUUCUGGCCAGCACUUAACUGGACACACAUUAUUUGGGCAUUUAUUUCAUUUUUUUUUGUGAGCUGGCAUUCCAUUAAUUGUUGUCUCCUAUGUCACAACAGUUCUGAAUUGUAUAAUUGCCUGUAAAUGCCUUGGACUGUUGGAAGACCAUCAGCAAAGCUGUAUGAGUUCUCUGCAAAUCUUUGCUUUUUUUUAAGAUCGUUCUCAUACAAAAAUGCAAAGUCAACUUGUGCAUUAUAAUGUCAGCCUUUCUGAAAGAUUUGGUUUAGGGCAAGAAAAGCAAUGGAUUAUUGAAUCCAAUAUUUGUUUUAUUUUAAAAUAAUGUCAAUAAUUUUGAUUGGUAUUAACCUCAAAAUCUGACCCCCUCUUACCUGCAAGGUAAUAACUAUAGUUAAAAUGAAAAUUGCAAUAAAACUGUAAAUGUACAACUUCAAAGCUAUAAAUACAAACCAGAUCACAGCAUAACUUCAUGAUAAGACUGGUUUAUGCUCCUGGUGGACCCCUUACAUGCUGCUGAUUCUGUACAUUACCAACCCUUUAAGCUUCUGUUUUCCAAUAUGAUUGAUCAUGUCUUGCUCAAACUAGUUGAAAUUCAUCUCUAUAGAGCCCAUAACCAACUUCACUCCAGUUGGUAAUACGUUCCAGUGAUUUAAGCUAGAUUGCUAUCACUAGACAGCACAGAGCUUGCAUCUUAUUUUUGUAAAGAAUGGACUUUUGAGAUGUGCUCUGUCACCGCAGAAGCUUUGAAAUCGAGAUUGCUGCAAUUUGUCAAGAAAAGACAUUAAAACUUGCUAUUUGUCAGAGGUGCAGGAUGAGUUGUCCCCCUCAAGCCCAGUGUUUAUUUUUGGGGACUGGCAUGGGAACAAUCAAUUCUACUUGAAAUUCCAAAAUUUUUUGGUUAACAUUAUGCUCAUGCAUUUUUGAGACACAUUUUUCAUAAAGUGCAAAGUUACUUAAAGAGCUCCUUCAUCCAAAAUAUGAAUAAAUUUGUAAAGGUAUGAAUUUGUGUUCCGAAUCGUCCUGAUGUUAUAUUUUAAUAUUAUCUUUCAUGCCUGCCACCUCCAUCUCAGGAUUAUUUGACUUCCAGUUGGUUUUCUAGAACAUUCACUGGACUUAGUGCAGUGCUCUAGCAAUUUCUACUAUGCUUGAUUUUUCUGCAGUUGCCUAAAUCAGCCUACAAAUAUAUGAAGAUAACAUGCACUAUCUGCAAAUCUUUUACCUGAAAUCUCUGGGCAAAAUCCCACAGAGUACAAGAUCAUGAAAGUCAAGAGUAGUGAUGUAAUGAAGAUUCAACAGCCUGGAGUCAAAAGUGAAGUUGAAAGAUUGGGAAUAAGCCUGUUUUAUGGAAGACAACAGUAUCUGAAAUGCAUUAUGUUUUCCCUGUUUUUUUUCCCACCAGUUCAAUGUAGUGCUUGUGAUUCGUAAAAAAUUUAAGGGUCAGCCCAUUGGUUAUUGCAUAAUCUCUCCAGUGUGAGAUGCUUAAAAUGGUAAUUUUUGAGAUUGAGUGAAAUAAAGUCGUACAGAAUGCACUAGCUAGGGUCACUCUUCAAGUUGCCCAAAGGUUGCAAGUUUGGAUUAACUGCAGUAAAAAUUAGCCAGUGUAUUUAAUGUGAAUCCUAUGAAAGAUGAUUGAAAAGAAAUAAGAGAAUGCAAGAUCAAAGUGUAUAUUGCUUUAGUAUAAGUUUUUUUUGUCUGUAUUGUUAUCUUUGCUUGGUUUUGUAUUUUUUAUGACCAAAUCUUAUUUUUUAGACAAACCUGAAAAUACACAUACUACAUCACCUUCAAUGUUUUCAGUCCUCAAAAUCUAUAUGGCAGCUUAUGUGAUCUCGAGCACUGUUUUGAGUUUGUGGUUGGUUGUGGAUUUCUUUUUUAAUAAAAAAAAGUAUUAUAGUUUCACCUUUGAAAGUGCAAGCUAUGACAUGGAACCAUUAUCUUUUGUUUAUCAACAGAUUUGUAAUUGGUAGAGACUUUAAAGUUCUGAAAAUAAAUGUCAUGUUUUAUGUAAAA